Messenger RNA from Scomber japonicus (chub mackerel), 720 nucleotides. It is a transcript of the gene tmem174, whose product is annotated as transmembrane protein 174. The coding region runs from base 1 to 720 and encodes 239 amino acids. The record is from RefSeq and is a predicted model, not a curated record. Lineage: Eukaryota; Metazoa; Chordata; Actinopteri; Scombriformes; Scombridae. The transcript is spliced from 2 exons.
AUGGACCAACAAGCACCCCAAGGUUUCUGGACUAACAUUUUGGGACAAAGGUCUGUAGUGGAUACCAACGGUGCUAGAAAUCCUACAGUAGUCCUCAGUGGGCCUCACGAUCACCUGGGUCCACCUCCUCCGCUCCCUCGUCCGUCAGACAGUUUGCUGGAUGGCGAGAAGACCGGAGCCACCUUGCUGUUCUCUGGAGUCUUCAUCACCCUGGUUGGUAUCACCUUCACCACCAUGGGAUGGCAACGCUAUCAAGACAAGCCCAGCUUUGAGUGGCCCCAACUGCUGGGCCCCAUCCUGAUCUCAGUCGGAUGCACUUUUGUGUUAACCAGCGUCUGCAAAUUUGGGAUCAUCUCCUGCUGGCGUUCCAGACAGUGGGAUGAGGACGUGCUGGUGAUGCCUGUCACAGAGCAAACCUCGGCGGGACAUUCUUUUACACUGAGCGGCAUAAAUCAACCGAUCAUGUUACGUGGUGGCACGACGAUGCUGUGUAUUCCACCUCCGUAUAACUUUAACCUUCCUCCACAUGACGCUGCGUGCUGUGCGGAUAACGCAGCGUUCACAGCAGACGAAGCAGACGGCUCAGACCUAAGAGGAAGCAGGAUUCAGAAGACGGAGGAUGAGCGAGGACGCGGUGAGGAGAACGGUUCGGCUCCUGCACAGCCACCUGCGUACGAAGACAUAUGCCCAUCCUAUAACAGGCAAAAUCUACACAUCUAA